This is a messenger RNA of Mauremys mutica (yellowpond turtle), 1200 nucleotides long. It is a transcript of the gene AIMP2, whose product is annotated as aminoacyl tRNA synthetase complex interacting multifunctional protein 2. The record is from RefSeq and is a predicted model, not a curated record. Gene Ontology annotation, cellular component: aminoacyl-tRNA synthetase multienzyme complex. The coding region runs from base 315 to 1040 and encodes 241 amino acids. NCBI's taxonomy places the organism in Eukaryota, Metazoa, Chordata, Testudines, Geoemydidae. The transcript is spliced from 4 exons.
ACUUCCGGGAAACCCUGGUCUGGUGGAGCUCUGCCCCGGCCUACCCGGCUGCUUGCUCUCGAUAGCGCUGAGCCUCCUUUGUCGGCAGUGAGGUUUGCCUGCCCAUAGUUGCACGGGGUCUGACUGUGGUGGAACCUGCACUCUCGGAGCCCUCUGCGGAUCGUACUAGUCCCUUAGCAUCUCUGUUUUACGAGUGGGGAAACUGAGACAGGAAGGAAGAGGUUGACCCAUCACUUCUAGCACUUGAAUCCCGCCAAGAAGAGAUCUUAAAACGCUUGUAUGAACUUAAAACUGCUGUCGAUGGGCUCUCAAAGAUGAUACAAACACCAGAUGCUGACUUUGAUGUAACUAAUAUAAUCCAAGCUGAUGAAUAUGCUCCUUUGACUGCAAGUGCAGCAGACUUAGAUUCAAUGCUUGGGAAGGAUUAUGGUGCUCUGAAAGAUAUUGUGAUCAAUGCAAACCCUUCUCAACCUCCAUUGUCACUGCUAGUACUGCACAGUCUGCUAUGUGAGCGUUAUAAGAUUUUAUCAGCUGUUCAUACACACUCAUCAGUGAAAUGUGUGCCAGAAAACCUCUUGAAAUGCUUCGGUGAGCAGACUAGGAAACAGUCACGUCACGAGUAUCAGUUGGGCUUCACUCUCAUUUGGAAGAAUGUUCCCAAGCCCCAGAUGAAGUUCAGCAUUCAAACCAUGUGUCCCAUUGAAGGAGAAGGAAAUAUUGCUAGAUUUUUGUUCUCCUUAUGUGGCCAGAAGCAUAAUGCAGUCACUUCAACUCUGAUAGACAGUUGGGUGGAUACAGCCAUCUUCCAGCUGAAGGAAGGUAGCAAUAAAGAAAAAGCAGCAGUCUUACGCUCCAUGAACACCACCCUUGGCAAGACACCCUGGCUGGGGGGAAAUGAACUCACUGUAGCAGACAUCGUGGCGUGGUGUGCACUUCAGCAGACAAGUUGCUCUAAUGCUGUUCCAGCCAAUGUACAGAAAUGGAUGAAGUCUUGUGAGAAUUUGGCACCUUUCAACAGUGCCCUUAAACUAUUAAAAUGAGUAUGCACUCUUCCAAGGGGGAUUCUGUAGCUUUAUUCCACCUUAUGCCUGUUGUGGUGGUUGUGAAAGUCUCUUCUAAAAUGUCUUUUAAUGAGAUUGUGGACUGAAGUCUUUUAACAUCAAUUGUAAAGUCUUAUACCAAUAAAGACAUCACAGUUGC